Messenger RNA from Sorghum bicolor (sorghum), 961 nucleotides. RefSeq lists its product as uncharacterized. The coding region runs from base 77 to 445 and encodes 122 amino acids. Lineage: Eukaryota; Viridiplantae; Streptophyta; Magnoliopsida; Poales; Poaceae. The record is from RefSeq and is a predicted model, not a curated record. The transcript has 3 exons.
UGACCAUGUGGGACUGUGGGAGUGCUGUGUUCGUUCGUCGUCGGCCUGAUCUGGAGGGAGGGGGAGGUGGUGGGGAAUGGCGGCGGCGACGGCGACGGCGACGCUCCGGUGGGUGCUGCAGCUGCACCGGGACGUGCCGCGAGCGGCGCGGUUCUACGCGGAGGGUCUCGACUUCAGUGUGAACGUCUGCACGCUCCGCUGGGCCGAGCUGCAGUCGGGGCCGCUCAAGCUCGCGCUCAUGCACACCAACGACAGUAAUCUUGCAUCGCAGAGAAUCUAUUCUUCAAUGCUGUCCUUCACUGUACCAGACAUAAACAAUACUGUAUCGAAGUUAAUGGCACUGGGAGCUGAGUUGGAUGGGCCAAUCAAAUAUGAGAUCCAUGGAAAAGUUGCAGCAUUGCGAUGCAUCGAUGGGCACAUGCUAGGCCUUUAUGAGCCAGCUUGAAGAACUCAUGCCACAAUGAAAGUAACGAAAACCUCCAUUAAUCGCUCACUGAAGACUGAUGUGUAUGUCCAUUUGUUCCCAGCAAAAGAUGUUUUGGCAUAAGUCAACUCACUGGGCCUGGUUUGCCUGAACCCUGAAGUGGUAGAAUUCCUUUUUGUUAGCAAAAUCAUGAGACACUGUAGGUGGUUUCCAGCAGCUGAACAUUUAUAUAUCAUUCUCUGCCUCAUGCUGCUGGUUAUGCUGCACAUUUUCUCUAACUGAAUGCGCCUAGCAGGUCAGUAUGGUAGGUUUUGAAGCCAAAUUUGAGUGGUCCUGCUUAGUCAUGGCCUUGUCUCAUUACAUUGUGUCAGUAUAUCUAGUUCAACUUUCAUUUCUAGUUUUACAAUGUGUACCUAGUUUUCAGUUUGCAAUUCUGGUGCAGGAGUGCUCUGUCCCUGUUCAUCCAUGUAAUUGAAAUUCUUAUAUACUAGUAUAAGCACUUGUUUUGACAAUUGUGCACCAUAGAAUUGCUGUUAA